UAGUAAAAGAAAUUUUCUACACCAUUAAGUCAAAGUCGUUAUUGGAAGUCCAAGCUAUGGAUAAAGACGCCUCCAUACAGAAUGGUGCCCUUUUGGAAUCACCUGUCAGUGCUGGUGACGGACUACCAAAUGCUGGUGAAGAUGUAGCACAAGAUGGAACUAAAACGAAGUCUUUCCUUCAGAGAAUUAGACAGUCGUCAUACAGAUCCAAAUUUAUUCAGAGUGUUUCACUUUCUUUUGCUUUCUGGUGUUUAGGUAUUCAAAUUGGUCAGAGGGGUCCAUCAUUCUUGGAUAUCCAACUAAUAACUAACACUAAUGUGGAAAAAGCUUCUACGUUUUUUACUGCUGGUUCUGUAGGCUAUCUGUGUGGUUCCUUAAUCAGUGGCGUCCUGUAUGACAGAUUUAACAAAAGGCUUCUACUGUGUUUGAUUUUAGUAUUCAUGGCUAUCACGGUCGCCGUACUACCACUGUGUUCACCAUAUGGACUCAUGCUGGUGAUCUUCUGGGCUAAUUCGUGUUUUAUGGGCGGAAUGGAUACAGCUGGAAACGCUCUUCUUGUUUCACUGUGGGGAGAAGAGGAAGGUAGACCAUACAUGCAGGCCGGGCAUUUUGCCUUCGCCUUUGGUGGAGUUGUCUCGCCUUUAAUGACGGCCCCGUUCCUGGCUCCAAACACUGAAGAGAUAUCGAUCAACUCCUCGUCAACAACAUUUACCCUACAUUCUUCUCUUUUGUCCAAUACCACGACCCCACCGUCUAGUCCUGUGCUGAAUACUACGCUAUUAGAUUAUAACAUCACCAAUGAUAACUCAACUCUAGGAAACAAUAUCACCACAGUUGCUGAACCUAUUGGAACUAAAUUAAUCUAUGCUUAUAUAAUAUCUGGUAUUCUCACCUUACUAUCCGCCAUUCCUUUCAUGGUGAUAUAUUGUCGUUACAAGUCACAGAAGAUGAAGAGGAAUCAACCCAAGAAGCAGGAUGAAGAUGGACUACCAAGAGAUCUUCCUUGGAAAUAUUUCAUAGUGGCUGUUGUUCUUUUAAAUUUGCUCUAUGUAACGUAUUGUGCUGUAGAGGACACAUUUGCCGCGUAUUUACUGACUUUUGUGGUAAUGCAACUGAAAUGGAGUAAGGCGAAGGGCACGCAAGUUACUUCUGUAUUUUGGGCAGCUUUUGCUAUAGGGCGAUUUUCAGGAAUUUUUGUUAUACGUUGUUUUCGACCGGGUGCAAUAAUAUUUUUGUUCCUAGCAAGUUUAAUUUUAAGCUUGACGGGCUUUUUACUCUGUUCACAUUAUCAAAUACACAUAGGAAUUUGGAUUUUCGCAGUUUUAGUCGGCCUUUCUCUGUCCGUUGUAUUUCCUACAGGGUUCACCUGGGCUCAAGAAAAUCUCCUCAACAUAAAUGGUAAAGUAACAUCUAUUAUAUUAAUAGGUGCGUCAACCGGCACCAUGAUCAAUCCUAUUAUUAUGGGAUAUUUGAUGGAAGAGUUAACUCCCAUGUGGUACUGUUAUUUAUUAGUAGGCGAGAGUAUUUUAUGUCUUGCAAUAUUUGUCGUUUUGUUAUUCGUAUCUAAAUUUGUUUUAGUUCACAAACGUAUCUUGAAAACUAUCACAAUAGAAGUUGAGUCACCGCAAGCAGAAUCUAUUAAUAAUGGCACACCUUUUAUACCAAAUAAUAAUAUAUCAUCUGAACUAUGAAAUUCCAUAUUAAAAUUAUUUUAGUAAUUGUUUGGUUAUUAAAUAAUGUGAUAUAGAUAUUUUUUAUU
Messenger RNA from Patella vulgata (common limpet), 1759 nucleotides. RefSeq names its product sodium-dependent glucose transporter 1A. The record is from RefSeq and is a predicted model, not a curated record. The transcript has 4 exons. Lineage: Eukaryota; Metazoa; Mollusca; Gastropoda; Patellidae. Gene Ontology annotation, biological process: transmembrane transport. Bases 57 to 1691 code for a protein of 544 amino acids.